CACAUUGUCUUUUCUUUUCAUAGGUCCAGUACACUACUUAUGGAAGGAAUAAAUAAAACUGCCAAGAUACAAUUCUUCUUCCGCCCAUUCUCGCCCAGCCCUGAGAUCCAGUUGGUGAUUUUUGUGGCCUUUUUGGCGAUGUACCUGACCAGCCUCGGUGGAAAUGCCACAAUUGCUGCCAUUGUCCACAUGAACUACUCCCUCCACACCCCCAUGUACUUUUUCUUAGCAAACCUGGCCAUUCUGGAAAUCUUCUAUACAUCUUCCAUUGCUCCACUGGCCCUGGCCAAUCUUCUUUCGAUGGGAAAAACUCCCGUUACUAUCACAGGUUGUGGCACCCAGAUGUUUUUCUUCGUCUUCUUGGGUGGGGCUGAUUGUGUCCUGCUGGCAGUCAUGGCUUACGACCGGUUUGUAGCAAUCUGCUACCCUCUGAGAUACACCCUCAUCAUGAGCUGGUCCCUGUGUGUGAAGCUGUCGGUAGGGUCACUGGUGCUGGGCUUCCUGCUGUCGCUACCACUGACCAUUUUAAUCUUCAAUCUCCCAUUCUGCCACAACAACGAGAUCUACCACUUCUACUGCGACAUGCCCGCGGUCAUGCGGCUGGCCUGUGCGGACACACGGGUUCACAAGAUGGCUUUGUAUGUCAUCAGCUUCAUUGUCCUGAGCAUCCCACUCUCGCUCAUCUCCAUCUCCUAUGUCUUCAUCAUCGCGGCCAUUGUACGGAUGCGGUCAGCAGAAGGACGCCACCGGGCUUUCUCCACCUGCUCCUCUCACUUCCUAGUGGUCCUGCUGCAGUACGGCUGUACCAGCUUCAUCUAUUUAUCUCCCAGUUCCCGCUACUCUCCCGAGAUGGGCAGGAUGGUAUCUGUGGUCUACACUUUCAUCACUCCCAUUUUAAACCCCCUGAUCUAUAGUAUGAGAAACAAGGAACUGAAAGAUGCUCUAAAGAAGGCACUGAGAAAGUUCUAG
Molecule: messenger RNA, 969 nt
Organism: Dipodomys spectabilis (banner-tailed kangaroo rat)
Lineage: Eukaryota; Metazoa; Chordata; Mammalia; Rodentia; Heteromyidae
Product: olfactory receptor 10V1
Exons: 1
Coding region: 40-969 (309 amino acids)
Biological process (GO): G protein-coupled receptor signaling pathway
Cellular component (GO): membrane
Molecular function (GO): G protein-coupled receptor activity; olfactory receptor activity
Source: RefSeq, a predicted model, not a curated record